Dentiscutata erythropus is the source of this 366-nucleotide messenger RNA. Lineage: Eukaryota; Fungi; Glomeromycota; Glomeromycetes; Diversisporales; Gigasporaceae. The record is from the annotation of a GenBank genome assembly.
AUGUCUUCUUUACAUAAAGAGCAACACCAACGAAGACAGCAACAACGAAAAAAACGAGGACCAUAUACGACUAAAGCAUGUACAAAUUGCCGACAAAAACAUGCAAAGUGCACUGGUAAAGCAUUUUGCGAACGUUGUACACGGCUUAAUCUUGUGUGUACUUUUGAUGAUUCGGGUCAAAAGCGAGGUCCAAAGAAGAAUGGCAAACUCUCAGAAGAGGUCUAUGUUCCUAAUGAUCUUAGAAAUGACUUUGAUAGGAAUCCUAUGCUAGUCUCCGCAGUCUCUAAUGCAGUACAGAGCCACGUAUCGACUUUUUCAUCGCCAUUAGAAUAUCCACAACCUGAUAAUAUUGAUGACACGUACUGA